Ceratitis capitata (Mediterranean fruit fly) is the source of this 2177-nucleotide messenger RNA. RefSeq names its product zinc finger protein 26-like. The record is from RefSeq and is a predicted model, not a curated record. Gene Ontology annotation, molecular function: DNA-binding transcription factor activity, RNA polymerase II-specific; RNA polymerase II transcription regulatory region sequence-specific DNA binding. Gene Ontology annotation, cellular component: nucleus. NCBI's taxonomy places the organism in Eukaryota, Metazoa, Arthropoda, Insecta, Diptera, Tephritidae. Gene Ontology annotation, biological process: regulation of transcription by RNA polymerase II. The transcript has 5 exons. Bases 120 to 1988 code for a protein of 622 amino acids.
UUUAAACAAUUGAGUAAAACCAAAAGAUUCUGAUUUACAUUAAAGGAAUCUAAAAACAUCGCAUAUCGAUGACGAGUGUUGACACUAUAUGAUUUCGCAUUGUACAUCAUUAACAAAUAAUGAAUGAAACAAUUAUUUUCAAGAAACAGGGACAGCAAAGCCUUUCCAAUCACAAAGCUGGACGUUACAUAUGCCAAAUAUGUGGAAAAAAAUUUGUAAAGCCAUCAUACCUACAACGGCACAAUGUAGUGCAUUUAAUAAAGAAACCAUUUCAGUGCUCUGCAUGUACCCAAUGCUUUACUCAAAAGGCUUCAAUGCAACGCCACUUUGCAACGCAACAUAAUGCCGAUUUCAAACGGUUCAAAUGUGUUAAAUGUCCUUUAAGUUUUUCCCAAAAAAGUAAUUUACACAAUCAUGUACAAAAUGUGCAUCCCCAAUGUGUAGACGAGCUUAAGGCGAAAUUUGCUUGCAACCAGUGUUCAUCAGUUUACAAUUCAAAACACACACUGCAUAGACACAUAAAUCGGGUGCAUACACGUGACGCUGAUAUAAAUUUCAAUAAUUUCGAAGGGGACGAUGAUUUAGCCUUGACCAUAAGCGUCUUGAACCAAAUUAAAUCAUUUCAAAUUGGCAUGAAUCUUGUGGAGGCUGUUGAAUCUUUAGAAGAAGAAAAAUUAAACUCGAAAACGCAUAUACUUACUAAUCAACAAAAUUCAGAAGAAACAUCAGGAAAAGCUAUGAGAGUAAAAGCAGGUUUAAGCUCGGAAGUAAAACAGUGUUAUGUACCUGCUCAGUGCACUGUGAAUAAAGUUAUUGAAACUUGCUCGAAGGUACCAAGAAGACGUUCCUUUAAAUGCAUGUUUUGCGAAAGAGCUUUCAGCGGUAAAGUACCAUUGCAAAAUCAUUUAAAAAUACAUCGUUUUGAUAAAAAACUAGGCAUACUCACGAAACAUUAUUGCUGUGCGGUUUGUGGUCAAGCGUUUGGCUCCUUGUGUAGGCUAGACAAACAUGUCAUUACGCACAGUUCUACACAACGUGUGCAAUAUAAAUGUAUGUCAUGUAAAAGCAUAUUCAAAUCAAGUCGAAAACUUGCAUACCACAAACAUAAGCAAACGGAUUGGGACUUGAAAUAUUUGCAACAUUUAUUACCAGUACCACUUGAAGUUUAUGCCAAUCAUCUAUCCCCUGAGUUUGGCAACAAAUUGCGAGGAAAUGUUGCUGUCCAAUGUACGAAUACAAGACUAGCAACAUCUAAAUGGCAAUGUGAGACAUGCAACAGGCUUUUCGCCAACUCAACUGUAUUAACCAAUCACCGACGUCUAUAUCACGGUGCUUACCGACGUACAAGGCAAAUAUGCAACUCAAACGUAAUACGUUGCUUCAAAUGUGCAUAUUGUGCACGAUUUUUUAAGACGCCAACACAAUGCCAAACACAUAUGUUAAUACAUAUGAAACGAUUAUUGAAUACGGGUAAUAGGGAUCAAACUGAAAGUGACAAAAAAUUAAUGCUAAUCAAUGCUCAAGCAAUUGUGACAGAAGUAAUAAGCAAUACUGCGAACAAAGCUGUCAAAUUUAAUGUAAUAACAAGAAAAGGAAAGCUUGCGCAGACGACAAUUACUUCCACAUGCCAUCAAUGUCCGACAUGUUUAAGUAAAUUUAGUAAGUCGAGCGACCUGCAGCGUCAUUUGGUAGUACAUACAGGAGAACGAACGCAAGCAUGUCAUCUGUGUGAGAAACGCUUCGGUCUGAAGAGUACACUGAAACAACAUCUAUUAACACAUGCAAGGGAAGAGCGGCCAAAACAAGUGUGCAUCGUUUGUGCCAAAACCUAUGCGACGAAGAAGUCACUCAACGUGCACCUGAGGUUGCAUACGGGUGUGCAGCCAUUUAGGUGUGAGUACUGUGAACUUAAAUUUUAUACCUCCGGCCAAAGGAUUUCACAUUUACGGGUGGUACAUGGACUGCAGCGAGUCGUGUGUACGAUUUAGGAUUAAUAAGAGGGCUAUAAUUCAUUUAUUGUAAGCAUUUUAUUUUGAUUUCAUUGUUGCAUAACAUAACGUUAACUUCUUCUAUAAUUUAUGUAUGUAUGUAAAUAUGUGUAUAAUAAACCAAAAUUAUCAAUAUAUGAAGAGAAAAACAUGCAUAUAUCCAUUGCAUCUAAAAACUACUUUCCUAUA